This is a messenger RNA of Fusarium oxysporum Fo47, 207 nucleotides long. RefSeq names its product ankyrin repeat-containing domain protein. The annotation marks the transcript as partial. NCBI's taxonomy places the organism in Eukaryota, Fungi, Ascomycota, Sordariomycetes, Hypocreales, Nectriaceae. The record is from RefSeq and is a predicted model, not a curated record. The transcript has a single exon. Gene Ontology annotation, molecular function: protein binding.
CGAACAUUGCUCCAUUGGUUGGCAAUGAAUGGUGUUGCAUUUCUUAUUCCUAAACUGAUCGAAACUGGGUUUGACGUCAACGCAGUAGAGUCGGAUUUCAGGACGCCUCUGCAUCUUGCUGUCAUUGGCAACCAUUUCCCCGCUGUAAAGUGUCUUGUGGAAAAUGGCGCCAAUGUACAUGCAGAGGACCUUGAACAUAUGCUGCCU